CAGUAGUGGCAGAUGAUCGCGCUCCUGAUUGAGGUAGAGCAGCAUGAUGUGAACAACUCUGAAGAAUAAUUUCUACAGCUGAAGAUGUCAUCUACCUCUACGUUUGUUGACGAGGCUUCUAGUAUACUCACACGACCUCGUCACGUUCGAAACUUGCUUUGCAUCUUCGAUCACGCAUGCUCUUUUCACACCGACAUAAAAUCAUGUCAAGAAAAGAUGUAGUUGAACAAGGUUUAUUCGAUUGUACUUGAGG
Amoebophrya sp. A25 is the source of this 253-nucleotide messenger RNA. The record is from the annotation of a GenBank genome assembly. NCBI's taxonomy places the organism in Eukaryota, Dinophyceae, Syndiniales, Amoebophryaceae.